GUCAGCGCCGGCCCGACGACGCGAAGCGAGGCGACCCCCGUGCGGCCAUGGCCUCGCUGCUAGGAACUUACCCGUGGCCCGAGGGCCUCGAGUGCCCUGCCCUGGAAGCCGAGCUGUCGGACGGGCUGUCGCCGCCGGCCGCCCCCCGCCCGCCGGGGGACAAGGGCUCGGAGAGCCGUAUCCGGCGGCCCAUGAACGCCUUCAUGGUGUGGGCCAAGGACGAGAGGAAACGUCUGGCGGUGCAGAACCCGGACCUGCACAACGCCGAGCUCAGCAAGAUGCUGGGAAAGUCGUGGAAGGCGCUGACGCUGUCCCAGAAGAGGCCCUACGUGGACGAGGCGGAGCGGCUGCGGCUGCAGCACAUGCAGGACUACCCCAACUACAAGUACCGGCCACGCAGGAAGAAGCAGGCCAAGCGCCUGUGCAAGCGCGUGGACCCCGGCUUCCUGCUCAGCUCGCUCUCCCGCGACCAGAACUCCCUGCCCGAGAAGCGGGGCGGCGGCCGAGGGGCGCCGGGGGAGAAGGAGGACCGGGGUGAGUACUCUCCGGGCUCUGCGCUGCCCGGCCUGCGGGGCUGCUUCCACGACGGCCCGGCCGGCGGCAGCGGCGGCGGCGGGACCCCGGGCAGCGUGGACGCGUACCCCUACGGGCUGCCCACCCCGCCGGAGAUGUCACCCUUGGACGUGCUGGAGCCGGAGCAGACCUUCUUCUCCUCCCCAUGCCAGGAGGACCACGCGCACUCCCGCCGCAUCGCCCACCUGCCCGGGCCCCCCUACUCCCCGGAGUACGCCCCCACCCCCCUCCACUGCGGCCACCCCCUGGGCUCCCUGGCCCUCGGUCAGUCCUCGGGCGUCUCUAUGAUGUCCACCGUGCCUGGCUGCCCCCCGUCUCCGGCCUACUACUCCCAGGCCGCCUACCCGCCUCUCCGCUCCAACCUGCACGCCCACCUGGGCCAGCUCUCCCCGCCUCCCGAGCAUCCCGGCUUCGACGCCCUGGAUCAGCUGAGCCAGGUGGAACUCCUGGGGGACAUGGAUCGCAAUGAAUUCGACCAGUACUUGAACACUCCGGGCCACCCAGAGUCUGGGGCCCUCAGCGGGCAGGGCGCGGUGUCUCAGGUGACACCGGCGGGCCCCACAGAAACCAGCCUCAUUUCCGUGCUGGCUGACGCCACGGCCACGUACUACAACAGCUACAGCGUGUCAUAGAGCCCGGCGGCCCGUCCGGCCCGGCCUCGCCGCCGGCGGCCCC
Messenger RNA from Budorcas taxicolor (takin), 1248 nucleotides. RefSeq names its product SRY-box transcription factor 7 (gene SOX7). Lineage: Eukaryota; Metazoa; Chordata; Mammalia; Artiodactyla; Bovidae. Gene Ontology annotation, molecular function: DNA-binding transcription factor activity, RNA polymerase II-specific; RNA polymerase II cis-regulatory region sequence-specific DNA binding. The coding region runs from base 48 to 1205 and encodes 385 amino acids. The record is from RefSeq and is a predicted model, not a curated record. The transcript is spliced from 2 exons. Gene Ontology annotation, biological process: anatomical structure morphogenesis; cell differentiation; regulation of DNA-templated transcription.